AUGGAUACCACUCUCACGAGUCUCUCCUCCGAAGCUGGGGCCAUACUGUUGGCAAACAUGGAGAUUGUAGAGGUGGUAUCUAUGUUCUCUAUAGGCGCUUACAAUGCCCUUGAAACUGCGAUCGUCACUUUCAAUGUCUUUGACAGAUACCGCGGACUGUACUUCUGGAGCAUGCAGGUCGCCUCGUGGGGCAUCGUGCUGCACUCCAUCUCGGCCAUGGUUCGGUUUGUCUCACAGGCAUCUGGUCUUGCAAUGUCGAUCCCAUUCCUGCGGAUGCGCUGGGCUCUGUGGAUGAUCGUCAUCAAUGCAGUGGUCUUGCAUAUCCCAAUGAGCAUCUUGUUCCUUGGCAUUGGCCAGGGCAAUACUCACUUCGCCCGAGCCGCUGCCAUUUACGAUCGGAUCCAACUGACAGGCUUCUGUAUACAAGACCUCGUUUUGUGCGGGACCUACAUUCGAAAGGCAGCACGUAUCAUGAAGCCGAUCAUGGCGCUUCGUGAUUGCGCGGAGCGGCGCAUCAUGGUCCACCUGGUCAUGGUCAACGCUUUCGUACUCGUCCUCAACCUUCUUCUUGUGAUCGCUGAAUACAAAAUCCAUUUCAUUCAGAUCAGCCUCAAAACGGUAGUGUACAGUAUCAAGCUCAAACUAGAGUUUACUGUCCUCAACCGCCUUCGCUCCCUGGUCAAGUCCGAUCUUUCUAACGAAUUGGAGAGCCCGACAUCGAGACAUUUCUCGCAUCGCAACCAUUCUUCUGGGGCAACUUCACUCCAUGCUAAGUUCAGCCGGGUGGUGAAAGACUCCGCUCCCUUUCUGGAUGUGGAGAUUCCCGACUCACUUCUUUGGCUCGACCUCGGCUCCAGCUCUCCCCAAGAAUUGCUAGAGGCUUCUCAUAUUUUCUUCGCCCGGAAUGAGAAUAUGUCCGUCUCUGCGGGAUGUAUCGGAGGUGAAGGCUGGGUGCGCGGGCCAACAGGGAAGUUCACUGAGGAUCUUGAUGACUGCCGAAAAAUGUCUUUUGUGGAGUAA
Messenger RNA from Penicillium angulare, 1020 nucleotides. RefSeq lists its product as uncharacterized. Bases 1 to 1020 code for a protein of 339 amino acids. The transcript has 2 exons. NCBI's taxonomy places the organism in Eukaryota, Fungi, Ascomycota, Eurotiomycetes, Eurotiales, Aspergillaceae. The record is from RefSeq and is a predicted model, not a curated record.